UGUUGUUGUACCUAAUGUAAUGUUUUCCAUAGUAUCACAACAAAAUAGUUUAUUGUAUGGGAAAAUUCACUUGAAUUUUGAUUGUGUCUUCAAAUAAAUUGUGUGGCUUAUUAACACCUAACCUUACCUGAUUAAAACCUUACGUUACUUUAAUAAUUUAGAAAUACUGCUCUUCUUCGUCCCUCUUUUCUGAUUAUUAGAAUAUUAUCGCGGUUCACUUAAAAUUGGGAAAAAUGAGUGGUGAAAGUGCUCAAGAGGUGCAAGAUUGUGCAGUUUGUUUGCAAAAAUGUUACUACCCUACACAACUGCCGUGUGGCCAUGUCUUCUGUUUUCUUUGUGUCAAGGGUGUGGCUAUACAGAGCAGAAAGUGUGCCAUGUGUAGAGCUGAAAUACCUCCUGAUUACUUGGACCAUCCAGUUUUGUUGAAAAAAGUUGUAACUGAAGACAACACAACAGAAACCAAUACCGAAUACCAGUGGUAUUAUGAAGGCAGAAAUGGAUGGUGGAAAUAUGAUGAACGUAGUAACACAGAGUUGGAAGCAGCAUUUAAUUCUGGGGAUCAUGAGUGCAAAUUGCUGCUGGCCGGAGCCCUGUACUGCAUAAACUUCCAGAAUAUGAUACAGGUGCAGAGCAGAGACCCCACACGGCGACGGCGUGUUAAACGCGACACACCUACACUGCCUGCUAAAGGAAUUGCUGGAAUAAAGAUCACAGACAACAGAUACAGAGAGCAGAUUAAAAGUGAAUGUGAAGAUAGCCCUAACAACAAUUCUAGCCCUGAUGGAGAAGUUAUAGAAAUUGCUGAUGACGAUGAUAAUGAUGAACAAGACAGUUCACAUGCCAACAGCACUGAGUCCACAACUCCUCACGACAGUAGUGUCAGUGAUUUAACUGAAAGAGUGAGCUCCAUGGAUUUACAAGAACAAAUCCCUAGUGAGAGUACUUCCAGAGACUUUUCAUCAAGUGAGGAAACAGGAGUGUAAUAGAUUCCCUAAUUAGAUGUUUUAUUUGUGAAAUUAUUUAUUAUACAUUAUACUUACUGCCAACAAGUAUAUAUUAUACUGUAACUAAAUUUAAUUAUGAAAUGUUGUUUAAAUUAAUGGUAAAAUAUUUUACAAAGAAAUCUUUUAUGUAAAAAAAGUUAUUUUAAAAAUAUUAA
Molecule: messenger RNA, 1159 nt
Organism: Pectinophora gossypiella (pink bollworm)
Lineage: Eukaryota; Metazoa; Arthropoda; Insecta; Lepidoptera; Gelechiidae
Gene: Rnf146
Product: E3 ubiquitin-protein ligase RNF146
Exons: 6
Coding region: 234-983 (249 amino acids)
Biological process (GO): Wnt signaling pathway; ubiquitin-dependent protein catabolic process
Cellular component (GO): cytoplasm; nucleus
Molecular function (GO): zinc ion binding; poly-ADP-D-ribose binding; ubiquitin protein ligase activity
Source: RefSeq, a predicted model, not a curated record